Messenger RNA from Aphidius gifuensis, 2136 nucleotides. Its product is annotated as myb-like protein X. Bases 445 to 1797 code for a protein of 450 amino acids. The record is from RefSeq and is a predicted model, not a curated record. Lineage: Eukaryota; Metazoa; Arthropoda; Insecta; Hymenoptera; Braconidae. The transcript has 3 exons.
AAUCAACCAUUUUUAUUUUAUAUAAAUUUUUAUAUUAUUUAAAAUUGUCAUAUGUUUAUUAAAAAAUAAUAACAAUUUGAAUUAAAAAACAAUAAUUAAUUUUGUAUAUUUUUUUGUGAAAAUGUUAUGCAAUUUUUACGUUAAAAGUUUGAUUGUUGUUUAUUUAUUUUGUUUGUCAAUGAGUCACAUGGUUUAUAUUGACCAAUUAAAAUUCGAUAAACAUUGAUAAACAUAAUAUAUUUUUUUCUUGUUUUUUCUGUUGAAAAUUUAUGGAGCAAAAUUUUGUCAAUUAUUUAUGCAUUUGUUUGUGUGUUGUAAUUACAUUGUUAAAUCAAAUAAACAAUUGAAAAUUAAAGCCACUAUAAAAGUGAUUACAUUUGAAAGCAAAAUUAUUGAUUAAUUGAAAAUUAAAAUUUACAUUGAGAAAAUUCAAGAUUAAUAAACAUGGACUAUGAAAUAGACAAAUUGAUAACUGAAUUUAAAAAUUUAGUUGAUCAAUCGUGUGUAUCUAUGAAAAAACAUCUUGAUGAAAAAAAUGCUGAAAAAGUUUUUGAUAUUUGUAAAGACUAUCUUGAAAAAAAAAAGACGUCUUUAUUAAAAUCAUUCGAUGAUGAUUCUAAUGAAAAAUUAAUCGAUAGUGAUCACAUUUUUAAUAAUGAAGAAAUUGAUAUUUCACAAGAUGAUGGUGGACCAGAUGAAACUUAUGAUAUUGUUGAUGAGGUUGUCAGAAGUUUUGAUGGCAAUCAUGAUAUAAUGAAUAUGAGUUUUUACAAAGUCAAUGUCAAUGAUGUAAAUAGCUCAGCAUCAAUCGUUAUCGAAUCAGAUCAUGACACAGAUGCCGAUGACAUGCAUGGUGAAAAAUAUUUAAUUAAUAUUGAUGAGCAAUCUUCUGUUACUUGCAGACGUUCAUUUUCCAUGCAUGAUGAUUCAUUUACUCUCCAAAUAGGAGACAAUGAACCUGAUGGUAGACAUGUAACAUUUAAUGAAACCAUGCUAUUAUAUAGUUAUGAAAAUGAAGAAGAAGGAGAAGAAGUAAAUGAUUCAAAUAAAAAAACUGAAAGUACAAAUGAUGAAAAAGAUGAUGAUGAAGAAGAAGAAGAAGAAGAAAUAAAUGAUUCAAAUAAAAUAACUGAAACUACGAAUGAUGAAAAUGAUGAAAAUGACGAUGAAGAAGAAGAAGAAGAAGAAGAAGAAGAAAAAGAAGAAAUAAAUGAUUCAAAUAAAAUAACUGAAACUAUAAAUGAUGAAAAUGAUGAAAAUGAUGAUGAAGAAGAAGAAGAAGAAAUAAAUGAUUCAAAUAAAAUAACUGAAACUACGAAUGAUGAAAAUGAUGAAAAUGACGAUGAAGAAGAAGAAGAAGAAGAAGAAGAAAAAGAAGAAAUAAAUGAUUCAAAUAAAAUAACUGAAACUAUAAAUGAUGAAAAUGAUGAAAAUGAUGAUGAAGAAGAAGAAGAAGAAAUAAAUGAUUCAAAUAAAAAAAAAAAUAAAACUAAAAAUGAUAAAAAUGAUCUUAAUUUGAAUAAAUCACAAAGAACAACAAGAUCACAUAAACAUGACAAGGAAAAUGCAAAUGUUUUAUUGAUAAAAAAUAAAAAAAGUAAUAAAACACCAAAAGAGAAAAAUACUGAUGUUAAAAAUAAAAUUGAUAAUAAAAAAUCUACUUCAUCAAAAAAAAAUAAUAAUAAAAAUGUGAAAAAUAUAAAAGAAAAGCAAAGUAAAAAAUCAAAAACACCAGAAAAAACAGUUGUAACUCGUUCAGCUUCUCGUGAGCGUUAUGACUUGAGACCAAGAGUUUAAUUUUCUUCAUUGGUAAAAAUAGUUUGAUGAUUUAUUUUCUAAUUUGGCUGGUACUUUAAAAGUCAAUAAUAUUUUUCAUCAAUUUAAACAAAAGCAGUAUAUUAUUUAUAAUUAUUAAAAACUUUAAAAUAAAAAAAAAUUUAAUUUAAUAGAGGCAGGAUCCUCAAAGUAAUUUAAAAAAUAUUUUUAUAUAAAAAAAACUUUAGAAUAUAUUUAUUUUUUAUUUAAUAAUCAUUAAGAGAAUUUAAUUUUCAUAAUAUUUCAUUAAAAACAUCUGAUUUUAUCGACAAAAAAAUAAAGAAAAAAACCAAGAUGACUAAUAAAUUUAAAAAAAAAUAA